AUGCCCAAGCUGAAGGCAUUCCAGAAGAUCCAAAUCAGGCUGGUCCGUGAGCUUGAGAAGAAAUUCAGUGGCAAAAAUGUAGUUAUUGUUGGAGACCGCAAGAUUCUCCCCCAAAACCCCGCCACAAGGACACGUGUAGCCAACAAACAGAAGAGGCCCAGAUCUAGGACAUUGACGUCAGUAUACGACGCCAUCCUUGAGGACUUGGGGUUCCCUGCUGAAAUUGUAGGCAAGCGUAUUAGGAUCAAGCUGGAUGGCUCACAGAUCAUCAAGGUGCACUUAGACAAGAACCAGCAAACCACUAUUGAACACAAGGUGGACACCUUCCAGUCGGUGUACAAGAAGCUUACGGGGCGCGAAGUCACUUUUGAGUUCCCCGAACCCUACUUGUAA
This is a messenger RNA of Arctia plantaginis, 393 nucleotides long. Lineage: Eukaryota; Metazoa; Arthropoda; Insecta; Lepidoptera; Erebidae. The record is from the annotation of a GenBank genome assembly.